AUGACCUCCAAACACAUCACCAAACCUCUACCGAGGCUCGCGACACUGACACAACGGUACCGCUCUCUCUCCAGACCUUCUGUGUCACCAGUGCAAACAUUCCUCUCACAACGAAGAGCCGUGACUCGAGCCACGAGACCCCUCUUUGUUGCCGGUCAGAGACGUUCUAUAUCUGCGAGCCUACAGCGUCGGUAUGCCGAUGUCGACGAAAGCUUCGAUCCUGCCACAGUCGAUCGAGAAUCCGACCAAGUCGACGUGUGUAUCGUGGGUGCCGGCCCAGCGGGAUUGAGCGCUGCCAUACGGUUAAAACAGCUGGGCAAUGAAGCCGGGAAUGAAGAGUUUAGGGUGGUGGUUCUGGAAAAGGCCGGCGAGGUUGGAGCACAUAUUCUGUCUGGAAACGUGCUUGAACCUCGGGCUAUCGAUGAAUUGAUCCCGGAUUGGCUGGCAGAGGACAAUGAGAACCGAUUCGCGGGUGCAACACCUGCAGGAGGUGAUAAGAUGCGUUUCUUGACCCAGUCGAGCGCCAUACCCAUUCCUGCUCCUCCUCAGAUGCACAACAAGGGCAACUACAUCAUAAGUCUGAGUCAAUUCACCAAGUGGCUCGGCGAAAGAGCGGAGGAAUUGGGCGUGGAGAUCUAUGCUGGCUUUGCGGGGGCAGAGAUCUUAUACAACCACGAAGGAGCUGUGAAGGGCGUCGCCACCAAUGACCAGGGAGUGGGAAGAGAUGGCAAGGCCAGGUCGAAUUUUGAACGAGGCAUGGAGUUUCAUGCGCGAUUGACGUUACUGGCUGAAGGGUGCCAUGGCAGCUUGACCAAGAGAGUCGCGAAAAAGUUCGAUCUAAGGAGAGAUUGUCAACCCCAAACCUACGGCCUGGGUCUGAAGGAAGUCUGGGAAAUCCCGCCCGGAAAAUUCAGGAAAGGUGAAAUAUCACACACCAUGGGCUAUCCUUUAUCCAAAGAUACCUAUGGUGGUGGCUGGAUGUACCACUUCGGUGACAACCUGGUGAGCUUGGGCCUUGUUGUCGGGCUCGAUUACUCCAACCCCUGGAUCUCUCCCUACGGCGAAUUCCAGCGCAUGAAGCUGCAUCCAUUCUACAAAUCCGUGCUGGAAGGCGGCAAGUGCAUUGCCUACGGAGCCCGUGCCUUGAACGAAGGGGGUUUCCAGUCUAUACCCAAAUGCUCGUUUCCGGGCGGCGCCCUGAUCGGCGACACGGCAGGAUUCCUCAACGUGCCUAAGAUCAAAGGAACACACACGUCCAUGAAGUCUGGCAUGCUUGCUGCGGAAGCUGCGUACGCGGCACUCAACAGCAACAAUGAGUCAAGCACGAUUUUCUUGUACAAAUACGAGGAUUCGCUGCGUGAAAGCUGGAUAUGGCCCGAACUCAAAGCAGUGCGGAACAUGCGACCGUCAUUCCACAACCCACUCGGCAUCUACGGUGGCAUCAUGUACUCGGGCCUUGAGGCAUUCAUCUUCCGCGGCAAGAUGCCUUGGACACUCAAGCACAAACAGCCAGAUUACGCAGCGACGAAAUCGGCAGACCAGUGCCCUAAGAUCGAAUACCCCAAGCCUGAUGGUGAGAUUACCUUUGAUAUCUUGACGAGCGUCUCACGAACAGGGACGAAUCAUGAGGAAGACCAGCCUGUGCAUUUGCAGGUCAAGGAUUGGGAUGCACAUGCACAGAAGGAAUGGCCGAAGUUCAAGGGCGUGGAAAAUCGGUUUUGCCCUGCUGGGGUGUAUGAGUAUGUGGAGGAUGAGACAAAGGAGAUUGGUGUGCGGUUUCAGAUUAAUUCUCAGAAUUGCAUUCACUGUAAGACAUGCGAUAUCAAGGUCCCAGAUCAGGACAUCAAUUGGCAGACUCCCCAAGGUGGUGAGGGACCGGGUUAUAGCAUCACGUGA
Rhinocladiella mackenziei CBS 650.93 is the source of this 1896-nucleotide messenger RNA. RefSeq lists its product as uncharacterized. The transcript is spliced from 2 exons. Gene Ontology annotation, cellular component: mitochondrial inner membrane. Gene Ontology annotation, molecular function: iron-sulfur cluster binding; electron-transferring-flavoprotein dehydrogenase activity. Gene Ontology annotation, biological process: electron transport chain. NCBI's taxonomy places the organism in Eukaryota, Fungi, Ascomycota, Eurotiomycetes, Chaetothyriales, Herpotrichiellaceae. The coding region runs from base 1 to 1896 and encodes 631 amino acids. The record is from RefSeq and is a predicted model, not a curated record.